Messenger RNA from Cataglyphis hispanica, 720 nucleotides. RefSeq names its product transmembrane protein 50A. The transcript has 4 exons. The coding region runs from base 123 to 596 and encodes 157 amino acids. NCBI's taxonomy places the organism in Eukaryota, Metazoa, Arthropoda, Insecta, Hymenoptera, Formicidae. The record is from RefSeq and is a predicted model, not a curated record. Gene Ontology annotation, biological process: protein targeting to vacuole; late endosome to vacuole transport via multivesicular body sorting pathway.
GCAUUUCUUGAGAUUAUAUGCACAGUGUUGUAUAUGUUGAUAUCUGUCAUUGUGUUUAAGGUUAGCUGUCUAGUCGCGGAAUCCAAUAUCCUUGCGUUUCCGCAAAUAAAAAUAGCGAUAAAAUGACGUCCUGUUUCGAAAGCAUGCAGGUUCCUUCCUGCGUUUGGUUCGAGGGCGGUGAGAAAAGAAAUGCGCUUGCUUCUAUGCUUGCAGGAACACUGUUUUUCGUAGGAUGGUGGUUUAUAAUAGAUGCGCAUGCAAAAUAUCCAGAUGAAAUGGCAAAUGCUUAUCAUGUAUGUGGAGUAUUUGGUACCAUAUCACUUUUUAUGGUCAAUUCAGUGACAAAUGCACAGAUAAGAGGAGAAGCUUACAAUGGUGGCUGUUUAGGAGCAAGAGGUGCAAGGAGUUGGCUAUUUAUUGGAUUUGUUAUGGGAUUUGCAGCAGUAAUAGCAGCCUGUUGGAUUUUAUUUGCUGAUUUUGUGGCUGAAGGGGCACCACAUCAUUGGCCAGGUGUGGGAUUGUUCCUACAAAAUGUGUUUAUUUUCUUGGGUUCACUUACAUAUAAAUUUGGUCGAUCUGAAGAUCAAUGGGGUUAAUGGAGACAUACCAUUGAUUAAAAAUAUUUUUACUACUAUAAGCACACAACGCAAAACUCGACUGAAAAAAUUCGUGAAAUUAAUAUCUUGUACUGCUUAAAACAUAAAAUCCAAUUCAACUACA